AAACCUCUUCUCUUCCACUCUCCUCUCCUCUCCUCUCUCUCUUUAAAAACACAGUGAGCUUCGCCGUUAAAUUUCUCCGGCACCGGAAAAUUGAUAAACGAGGAUAACAUAAAAAUCACUGCAUACUUCUCUUCUCUCUCUGUGUUCGUGAUGCUUGUUACGGCGGCGACGCGACGGUUAGUGUAUUGCCGGAGAUAUCAAGAACCGCGGUUGUGACCGGACGAUUAAUUUUUUUUUUUUAAUUGUGUUUCGAAUUUUGGAAGAGAUGGAAGGACAGGCGAAGCUGACGAGGACGCAGUCAUCGCUGCUCCGGUCAUCGUCGACGGUGCGAUCGUCUUUUCUUAGCUUAAACGGAGAUUUCAGCGAAGUCACUCACCAGAAACAGGAUCUAGAAGCCGGAGAGAAAGAAGAGAAACAGAGGAGAAAACCGCCUAAACCAUUCGGGUCAAGUCCUCGAACCGGGCUAAACCGGAUCAAUCCGGGUCUAGCCUUCACCAUGGUGUCUCUCUCGUUCCUCAGCCUCUCGUCUUUCUUCUUCUUCGUCGUGUUCUCCCAAACCGAGGAGCUUCUUACCUCCGAAAACCUCCUCCUAGCUCUGAUCUUUGUCGCCGUCGCUCUGUUCUUCGCCUCCAAGAACAUCGCGCGUCUCAACCGAACCGUACUCGCAGUCAAACAAAUCUGCGACGAAACCACCAGAAGCUUAGGCUUUCAGAGCAAGAACCGGUCUAAAUCGGUACAGUGGUACAUCGGCGAUUCCGAUACCAAACCGGAGAAGAAAACCAAACGGCUAGUUAAAGAAGGCGUGCAAUUCUACAGCAAUGGAGAUUUCUACGAAGGAGAGUUUCACAAAGGGAAGUGUAAUGGCAGUGGUGUGUACUACUACUUCGCGAGAGGACGGUACGAAGGUGAUUGGGUCGAUGGGAGAUACGAUGGUCAUGGGAUCGAGAGCUGGGCUAGAGGGAGUAGAUACAAAGGUCAGUAUAGGCAAGGUCUUAGACAUGGUUACGGAGUUUAUAGAUUCUACACUGGUGAUUGUUAUACUGGUGAGUGGCUAAAUGGUCAAAGCCAUGGGUUUGGUGUUCAGUCUUGUGCUGAUGGUAGCUCUUAUGUUGGUGAAUCAAGAUUUGGUGUCAAGCAUGGGCUUGGAUCUUACCAUUUCAGAAAUGGAGAUUGUUAUGCAGGAGAGUACUUUGGAGACAAGAUUCAUGGGUUUGGUGUGUAUCGUUUUGCUAAUGGUCAUUGUUACGAAGGGGCGUGGCAUGAAGGUCGUAAGCAAGGGUAUGGUGCUUACUCGUUUAGAUCCGGUGAUGCUAAAUCUGGUGAGUGGGAUUCAGGGAGUCUUGUAACUUCUCUACACCCUACGAGCGAGCCGGUUCGCAGAGCGGUUCAGGCUGCUAGAGAAACGGCUAAGAAGGCAGUGAACCGGAGACGAGUAGAUGAACAAGUGAGUCGAGCCGUGGCUGCAGCUAAUAAAGCUGCAACGGCUGCAAGAGUGGCUGCUGUUAAAGCCGUUCAGAAUCAGAUGGAUGGUAAAUUUUGUCAAAGUUGAAACAUUUGGGUGAAAGAAAGAAAAAUUGUAAAUCUUUUUUUUUGGUUUGAUGUUGAUUUCGGUUUUGUUACCGGUUUUCUUUGUAACCCUGAUUGAGCUAAAAGAAAUGGAAAAGCUUGUUUCAGAGGUU
Brassica oleracea var. oleracea is the source of this 1679-nucleotide messenger RNA. RefSeq lists its product as uncharacterized. The coding region runs from base 266 to 1549 and encodes 427 amino acids. NCBI's taxonomy places the organism in Eukaryota, Viridiplantae, Streptophyta, Magnoliopsida, Brassicales, Brassicaceae. The transcript is spliced from 2 exons. The record is from RefSeq and is a predicted model, not a curated record.